This is a messenger RNA of Quercus robur (English oak), 2609 nucleotides long. Its product is annotated as probable ADP-ribosylation factor GTPase-activating protein AGD14. The coding region runs from base 171 to 2030 and encodes 619 amino acids. Lineage: Eukaryota; Viridiplantae; Streptophyta; Magnoliopsida; Fagales; Fagaceae. The transcript is spliced from 11 exons. The record is from RefSeq and is a predicted model, not a curated record. Gene Ontology annotation, molecular function: GTPase activator activity.
GUAACAGCAACAGCCUAGGACUAGGAGAGCGUUUGUCCAAUCGAGAGCUGAUUAUUAGAUUAGAAUUCUACUGUGUCUGUGUCUCACUUAGUCCUUUAAUUCAAAACCCAAACCCUACUCUAGUCUUCUCGUCGAUUCUCCAGGCUAAUAAGUUAGGGUUCGAUUCCGUAAUGGGAAGCAAAAGAGAAGAAGAGCGAAAUGAAAAGAUCAUUCGUGGUCUCAUGAAGCUUCCUCCCAAUCGGAGAUGCAUCAACUGUAACAGCUUGGGUCCUCAGUAUGUGUGUACGAAUUUUUGGACUUUCAUCUGUGUGACUUGCAGUGGGAUACAUCGCGAGUUUACUCAUCGUGUGAAGUCUGUAUCCAUGGCUAAGUUUACAUCUCAAGAAGUUGAAGCACUUCAAAACGGUGGUAACCAGCGUGCAAGAGAAUUAUAUUUGAAGGAUUGGGACCUUCAAAGGCAGCGAUUGCCUGAUAGCAGCAAUGUUGAUAAAAUACGUGAAUUUAUAAAGAAUGUGUAUGUAGAGAGAAGAUAUGCUGGAGGAAAGACUACUGACAAGCCUCCGAGAGAUGUGCAGAGCCUUAGAAGCAAUGAAGACGAGGCAAGGCGUGCCAGUUCUUAUCAUUCUUAUUCUCAGAGUCCACCUUAUGAUUAUCAAUAUGAAGAUCGACGGUAUGGAAAACAAUUUGCUGCGCUUACCAGGAAGCCUGGUUCGGAUCGAGGCCAUUAUGAGGGGAAGAUGUCUAGUUUUGUCUACAGUCCUGGUCGGUUAAGUGAGCCAAUGUACGAGGACCGGUUUGCAAAUGAGGGCUCAGUUUCCAGAGGUUCAGACUACUCUGUGUCUAGUGGAGGCGAUCCAUUCAGAUCUGGUGCAGAGUCUCCUAAUUUUCGCAAGGAUGUUAGAUUUAACAGCCCACCUGUUCAGACUUCAAGGGGUAGUUUAAGUGAUGACUUAUUUUUUCGAGCAACAAAUUCUUCUGAGACAAAUUCCAAAAGAGAUGCAGAUGGAAUUCCACGUCCACAGAGAACUGCUUCUUCAAGUAGCUUUGGAUCAGUGGAGAGCCACUCCCUGUCUUACAAGUCAUAUAACUCGGGUGGUUUAACAGAAGUUGUCUCAGAACCGGAUCAACCUGCAGGAAUUUUCCAGGGUACAGUGUCUACCCUUCCACGAUCAUCUGUUUCCGGAAAUUCUAGUAGUUUAGAUCUUUUCGAGGCACCCCUUGUACCAGAACCAGUCUCUUCUGCCGCUUCAUCCAUUGAUUUGUUUCAAAUGCCAGCAACAUCAUCGGCUCCAUCUCCAGCUUCAUCUGUGAAUGUGUAUCAACCUCCACAAACUUUUCCAUCGUCAUCCUUAAACUCCUUUCCAGAGAUUCCUCAGCAGCAGUCAGCUACAACCUUGGAUAGAGAAACACCACAAAUAUCUGUCCCUAAAAAUGAAGGAUGGGCAACGUUUGAUUCACCUCAGCCCACAGCAUCUGUUCCACAUGCUGAAAAUCCUACCCCUGCAAAAGUACCUUCUAGUGAUGUAGGCUCGUUGGAAAAGUUUGACCCAUUUUCAUCCUUAGAUACAAACAUACAAUGGCCAUCAUUUCAACUUGAAAGUGUUCAUGGGCCUUCUUCAAUAAUGUCUAAUCAAUGGCAUGAUGGUUUGCACAAUGUUCAAGCUCCCACGAUAGCAACAAGCACUCCGGUGUGGAAUGCAUUUGAAGAUUCCAUUGGGAACCUUCCUUUGAAUGCCAAUGUGAAAGGUAGUGAACUACAGCUAGAAACUCACAAUCUUUCAUCAACUGCUGAUCAGUAUUUGGGCUUUAGAGAUUUAGAGGACUCCUGUAAAGAUGGGAUUCAAAGAGAUGCUGUUUAUUUUCCCCCAGGUCCUACUGAACAGUCACAUGUCAUGGGGCCAUCCUAUCCUCUGAUGGGGGAGAUUCAAUCACAUGCAGUGGAUGUUAAAUCAAGAAAUCCAUUUGAUCUUCCUAAUGAUUCUGAUUUGGAACAGAGCAAUAUGUUGAGGAAUCGACUUUGGGAGCAUUGAAAAUAGAUAAACCCUGUAUUCCACCUCAUGAAACUUUUCUGGAAUCACAAACUUGAUGUGAGGAAUUGGAACAUCAACCUUUUCGACUUUAUCAAACUGUAGAUCUGCAUGCACCAUGGAUGAUUCUUCAAGUAUAGAGGCUUCUUGUUGUUUAGACUCUAUAGUAGAUUCUUCUGGUUGCUGAACAUUGAAACUUCAGUUGACACUUGCACUUCUUUGUCAAUAUCAAGGUCUGAUGGUACUUGAUUUUCCUUCAUUUGAGUAGUCAAGUCUUCAACAACCUUCAUUUGAUUAGCCAAGUCUUCAACAGUUUUCAUUAGAUUUCCUAAGUCUUGGCGUAUGGCAGAUACUUCAUGAGUGAGCUUUGCAUUGUUGCACUGCCUUAUACUUGUUCUUUGAUCUUGAAAUUGCCAUAAGAAGGUUGUUGUAGAUCCUUGUGAAAUACUGUGGGAAAUUUACAAUACAACGAUCUUCUUUCAUUCUUUCCCAAGUAAUUUGAGACCAAUGGCAUCUAAAGUGAAGGCUCGCAUCUUAUGUGGAAGACUUUUGGGGGGGUUGGGGGGUGUUCUUGAAUAUCUU